AUGGUGAUUGAAGGACUUGGACGCGAAGAUGGCCACAUCCCAAUGCACAACUCUAUACCAACAAACAAAUAUGUCGUCGAUGAACACCCACUUGGUCAACCGCGACAGCUUCGUGUCAUAGCAACAGGCUCAGGGGCAUCUGCUCUGAACAUUGCACGGUCGAUUGAUGUGCAUAUGGAACAUGUGGACCUUGUUUUAUACGAGAAAAAUCACGACUUGGGCGGAACUUGGCUGGAAAACACAUAUCCAGGAUGCGCUUGUGACAUUCCGUCCCAUUGCUACCAAUACUCUUGGGCACCGAAUCCAAAGUGGGAUAAAUUCUAUUCGCCAGCACCUGAAAUCCUGAAGUACUUCCAAGAUACUGCUGAGGAGCAUGGCCUACGGAAAUACAUCAAAUUCAAGCAUCAGAUCAUGGGGGCAACGUGGAACGAAGAAAAAGGUCGCUGGGAUAUGCGCAUUCGAAAUUUGUCAAGUGGGCUUGAGUUUGACGAUUGGUGCGACUUCUUUAUUAACAGCUCUGGUUAUCUGAACAAUUGGAAAUAUCCAGACAUACCCGGCCUCCAUACCUUCAAGGGAGAGUUGAUGCACAGUGCAGCAUGGAACUCGGAUGUUAAACUCAAAGGAAAGAAGGUCGCAGUGCUUGGAUGUGGCUCAUCUGGCAUCCAAGUUGUGCCGAAUAUCCAACCCGAGGUGGAACACUUGACCACAUUCAUCCGACAACCAACUUGGAUCACGGCGGGUUUUGCUCAAAAGUACUCGGGGCCUGGAGGGACCAAUUUCGAUUUUACGGAAGAGAGAAAAACCGAAUUUGUCGAUCAUCCAGAAAUGUACCACGCUUACAGAAAGGCAAUCGAGAGCGAGCUCAACGGCAGAUUCAAAUUAAUCCUCAAAGACAGCCCGGAACAAGCUGAAGCUGUCAGAUUCAGUACGAAAGACAUGAAGUCAAGAUUGGGCGCCAAAGGUGCUGCAAUAGCAGAGAAGAUCAUUCCCGAUUUUGCUGUUGCGUGUCGAAGGCCCACUCCUGGAAAUGGGUACCUUGAGUCGUUAACAAAGGAUAAUGUUAGAGUUGUUCAGGAUGAGAUUGCAAAGAUUAUCCCAGCAGGGAUCGUCUUGGUCACUGGUGAGAUCAUCAAGGUCGAUAUCUUCAUUUGCGCCACAGGUUUCGAUCUCAGCUAUUGUCCCCGCUUUCCUAUAAUAGGCCAAAAUGCUACCAAUCUGGCUGAUCAGUGGAAGACAAGAGCCACGGGAUAUUUGUCUGUCACCCCGGCAAACAUGCCAAAUUACUUCAUGUUUAUGGGUCCCAAUUCGCCGGUCGGGCAUGGCUCCGCUAUGCCUAUUAUUGAGCACACCAGCAAAUAUAUCCUAAAGUUCCUCUACAAAGCGCAAACCGAAAACGUUAAAUCUUUCGUGCCCAAAAUAAGAGCAAUCAAGGAUUUUACGGCGCACUCUGACGAAUUCUUGAAAAGAACCGCCUGGAGCACUCACUGCAGAUCGUGGUUCAAGAAUGGCACAGUUGAUGGUCCCAUCACAGCACUACAUCCUGGAAGUAGGAUCCAUUGGUUCCAAAUGAUGACAAAUCCGAGGUGGGAGGAUUGGGAAUGGACUUCUCGCAAUAGUAACAUCUUUGCAUAUUUAGGCAAUGGAUUCUCGACCAGAGAAGCCGCAGGAAAGGAUCUCACCUGGUAUUUUGAUAAACCAGACGAGGGGUACGAAGGGCUCUUUUAUUAG
Messenger RNA from Lachnellula hyalina, 1728 nucleotides. RefSeq names its product putative sterigmatocystin biosynthesis monooxygenase. Lineage: Eukaryota; Fungi; Ascomycota; Leotiomycetes; Helotiales; Lachnaceae. The transcript is spliced from 2 exons. The record is from RefSeq and is a predicted model, not a curated record. Gene Ontology annotation, molecular function: NADP binding; N,N-dimethylaniline monooxygenase activity; flavin adenine dinucleotide binding. The coding region runs from base 1 to 1728 and encodes 575 amino acids.